Messenger RNA from Perca fluviatilis (European perch), 5388 nucleotides. It is a transcript of the gene mgat1b, whose product is annotated as alpha-1,3-mannosyl-glycoprotein 2-beta-N-acetylglucosaminyltransferase b. The record is from RefSeq and is a predicted model, not a curated record. Bases 1070 to 2641 code for a protein of 523 amino acids. Gene Ontology annotation, cellular component: Golgi apparatus. NCBI's taxonomy places the organism in Eukaryota, Metazoa, Chordata, Actinopteri, Perciformes, Percidae. The transcript is spliced from 3 exons. Gene Ontology annotation, molecular function: alpha-1,3-mannosylglycoprotein 2-beta-N-acetylglucosaminyltransferase activity. Gene Ontology annotation, biological process: protein N-linked glycosylation.
UGUAUUGAAAAGUAUUUUCCGCGACUGAAAAAGGCAUGUGAUCAGGAUCAGCCUGAACUGGAGGUAUCAGUCUGAAACAGAGCUGAACAGUCUGACCAGCGUAAUUAGUUAUGUUAUUAAUUUGUUUACAAUAUUUUCAGGCUUCAAUCAGUGCUGCUUAGGCAGAAAGACAGGGUCACUGGGAGAGAAAGCGAGAGAUCUGUUAGGCAUUGAAGAAAGAGUAGGAAAGGAGGACAGCAUCCAACAGCGUGUCCUCCUCAGUUUUUGAUACUUGAUUGUUACGAAAAUAAGUAUUUCACCCUUUCAGCCUAAACCUAACUAAUGCAAUGAACAAAGGCAACAAGUACCAGCCAAUCAGAGGCAGAGUGGGGCUGGUCAUGCCUUGGCCAUCCUAGGAAACACAGUUUUCUGUGUGUGUAAAUCCUGCCCUCUGUGAAGCAUUUAAAAAAAAAAAAAAAAAUCUUUAUUGACAAUAAAGCUUUCUGAUCCGUCUGUGCAGUAGAUCAAAGGAGAGGAGACAAAGUAGUGCGACCAUAAAUGACAGCAAAACGCAGUAGACUCACGCUGAGCUGAAAUGGAAACCUUGUGCUGCAAACGUCUUUCGGCUUAAUAUAAAGGCGUUAUUCUGUUACUCUACAGUAUUGGAAGAAAAAAAACAGAAGGAUGUUUGCUGAAGGGUAAUAUCCAAGGAGUCACAUUCCCUCAACCCAAAGUGACCCCCCUCCCUUUUUUUUUUUUUUUACUACCAUCUGCACUUUUGCAACUUCCCCUUGCUUGACUUUGUGUGACCUGUCUUAGGUCCUUUCUGUAUGGGAUUUCAUGGAAUGCAUGCAUUCCACAGUAGGAUUAUGUGAAUUCAUUUUAAAUUGGACAAUCCUCCUCCUGACACCCUCCUGACUAAAAGAUAGGAUGAGUCAAAUUUGAAGAAAUUACAAUGUGAUCGGAUAUUGACUUCCUGCCCAUCUGAGAUUGCCACCUCAGUCUGUAGGAUUCUCCCUCUGGUUCCAACGCUUGUUCCCUACCUGCAGCCUUUUCCACGACCCCAUCCCUUUUCUAGUGUCAUUGGGCCAUGGUUCGCAAGAAAGGUUCUCUUAUACUAUGCGGUGCUUUCCUGUUUGUCGCCUGGAAUGCUUUGCUUCUACUUUAUCUUUGGGGUCGUCCUCCCAUUGGCCGCCUCGGAGAAGGUGGUGGAGCGGAACCAGGAGGACAGGAGGAGUGGGGCGUGGGCAGAGGGAAAGGAGGCCAGGUCAACCUGGCUGGGGAGGUGAUCCGACUGGCAGAGGAGGUCGAAGUUCAGCUUGAGACCCAGAAAAAGCUACUGAAGCAGAUUGAAAGUCACAGGGCAGUGUGGGCUCGGCAGAAAGAAGUCGGGAAAAGAGAAACGGAGGAUAAAAAAGAUGUCAAACAAGUGGUUGUCCACCAGCCACAGAAGCCUUCGCUUCCUCCAAAAGAGAGUGUGGAUGAUCAGGACCAAACUCAAAUAAAGCCUACACAGAAGCCUGUUCAUACAGUAGCUCCAGACUCCAAGUUAGAGCAGCUCCAGAACAUAAAAAAAAAGGAAGAGAUUGGUGUGAACAAUGAACUGGCGACUUCGGUUGCCGGCCCAGAUGUUGUCAUACCCAUCCUAGUUAUUGCUUGCGACAGAGUGACAGUAAAACGGAGCCUCGACAGACUGAUACAAUACCGCCCUUCUCCAGAACAAUAUCCGAUCAUUGUCAGCCAAGACUGCGGCCAUGCCGAGACGGCUCGUGUGAUCAGCUCUUAUGGUGAUCAAGUGAGGCAUAUAAGACAACCGGACCUGUCGGACAUCAGAGUUCGGCCAGAGCACAGGAAGUUCCAGGGCUACUACAAAAUUGCCCGACAUUACCACUGGGCACUCAACCAAGUGUUCUACAAGUUCUCCCAGUCUACUGUGGUCAUAGUGGAAGAUGACCUGGAGGUGGCCCCAGACUUCUUUGAGUAUUUCCGAGCCCUGUACCCCAUCCUGCGCGCUGACCCCACCCUGUGGUGUGCUUCAGCCUGGAACGAUAACGGCAGAGAGGCCUUGGUGGAUCCCUCCAAAGCCCAGGUCCUCUACAGAACGGACUUCUUCCCCGGUCUAGGCUGGAUGCUGCUGAAGGAGUUAUGGGAUGAACUGGAGCCCAAAUGGCCCUCGGCAUUCUGGGACGACUGGAUGCGUCAACCGGAGCAGCGUAAGGAGCGCUCCUGCAUCCGGCCCGAGAUCUCCCGGACUAUCACCUUUGGCCGCAAAGGCGUCAGUUUAGGUCAAUUCUUUGACCAGUACCUUCGCUACAUUAAGCUAAACACUGAAUUUGUGCCUUUUACCAAACAUGAUUUGUCUUAUUUGCUAAAAGAGAAUUAUGAUGAAAAGUUUAUAAAAGAGAUGUACAGCGCCCCACUGGUGAAGAUUGAGGACCUGCAACAAGGGGGCAGCUUAAAAGGCCCUGGACCGUACCGGGUGCAGUACUCAAGCCGGGACAGUUUUAAAGUCUUGGCUCGAAAUCUGGGGGUGAUGGACGACUUGAAAUCUGGAGUUCCUCGUACAGGUUACAGGGGCAUAGUGGGUUUCCUGUUCCGGGGUCGGAGGGUGGUCCUGGCUCCACCAGAGGGCUGGACGCAGUAUGACAUCAGCUGGAGCUGAGACACUGGUCCACACUGUACUAUGGGAAUGGUGUUGGAGAGGGGACACAGCCUUACUAAGAGGGACACCCUCUCAGACCAAAGAAUAUCAGCAGACUCAGUGGUUCAUGAAGGAAUGAAAGCAGCACAGAUAGAGCUGCACAUCCAUGGAGCAUGGAGUGUUGAGCCAGGUCGCUUUGUUAGGGAAGCUUUUAAAAGAGGGUGUUCAUUCAGGAUCAUCAAGUUCAAAGGUCACACAGAAUUUACAGAGCGUGUCAAAUUGUUAGGAAAAGAAAGUUCCACCCUUAAACACAGUUUCAAAACAGCUAUUGGCAAUGUGCCUUGCUUUCUGGGCCCAUUUUGUUUGGUGUAUUUUUUAUUCCUUUUGAAUAAGUGGCCAAAUAUAGACUUAACAUUUCAUUCAGAAGUUUGCAACAGCGGUAAAUGGAGUAUGGUAGCAUAAAAUCAUUUGAACUGUGAACAGAAAGGGAUUGUUCCAGUGUCUGAGAUAAUACACUGGAGGCCAGACACAAGCAGAGUGGUCAUCUCUAGAACUUGGGAGAAAAACAGCGUUCUGUAUAAUAUCUUUGGUCAUUUUUUUACAUGUUGCAAAGUUUGGGAAAUUGAUCCAACUCGUCAGCUCAUGUUACUGUUUAAGUCUAUACGCUAAUCAGAAGCAGGAAAAUGCUUGGUUUAUACGAUGUUUUUGGUGGUAAACCGAGUCCUAGCCAUGGUGGUUAACGUUAAAGAUGGAAGAGACAUCAACUUCCCAAAAGACAGUGAACUGAUCCAGGGCCAGCUAACUCUGUGUCACUGUCCUGCUGUGCUAUCUCCCGGAGCUCUGGGCGACUCAUCAGAUCUGUUCUGGGAAUGUUGAAAAUACCAGAUCAUAAGACACCUAUAAGGUGGGGACAAACGAUGCCAGGUGGCUGCAAAAUAAUCAUUUUAAUUUACAUAGUAUGUUUCCAAAAACAAGUUUACAAAGUGCUUUACAGACAUUAACGGAAAAUAAACACAAAAUAGAAUAUGUUCAAUGCAGCCAUGAAAUGGAAACCUAGAUAAAAGACAAUGAGUACAAAUCGUUUGUUUUAUGCUUUUAUUCAUGUAUUCUUAUUUUAUGAAUUCAGUUUUUAGAAGAGGACAGAGAGGUAGCUUGUCUAGGCCUCCACCCCCUGUCUCCAGCCUCGUCCAUGCUCUGUUUGGACUGUAGUAGAGGAGACCUUUCUUGGCUAAAGUAAAUCAUGUGUUUUGUUGCUUUACACCCGCCUGCCCAUGUUUUAGACCUAGACCUAGACAUAAAGUUAGAAACAAGGCUGAACAAAGCGAGGCACAAAUAAACAGAACUGUUAUACAAGCAGGUGAAAACUCAUUGACUAAGUUCAUUGACUUGUCCAUGUUCCGGGAGAUAACAGCAGAAUCAUGACGUGUGAUCAAACGGUCCUGAAUCCCAGCUACAGCUUCACUAGAUCAGAACUCACAGGAGAACUGCUGGACUUCCACAGCGGACUACGUUUGUGUUGGGGACUAUAUAAUAGCCAGAAAGUAAAACCACUAAAACCCCCUGACACCCCUGACAAUGGAGUUUUUCCUUAACGCUAAGCACUGCUGUCCUUAGAUCAGUUCAUGAACUUAGCCUUGAAAGUGGUGUGAUGACCGUGCAUGACACUAAAUCAAAGCAGAGACAUGAUUUCGCAGUGUUUGGGGGUCAGACACUAUGGGCUAAACUUCACUUUUCAGUUUUUGGGCUAUUUUGCUAAAAUGUCUUCUGUCAGACUAGUGGGGGAAAACCUCCAAUAUAUGCAUUCAUGUGUUUAUUUGAUCACACUUUGUCUAUUUGGGUCUGUAGAUUUCUCCUAAAUUCACCAAAAGUUAGCAUUAGACAAUGCCUCAUUUGCAUAUUUAUACAUAACAUUUCGGAAUACUUGUAAUAAAAAAAAAUGACUGUUUUAAUGUAAGUAAUCAACUGGGGCAGUUUUCAUGCGGAUAUAAAAUAUUUCACCGUAUCCACCUGUACGGUCUUCAGAAUUUGGGAAUUUGGUAAUCCAUAUCUUUUAAAAGCCGUUUUACUCUGAUCCAGAACUCUCCACUUCAGUAGCUCUUCCAUACAUGUUUUCCACAUGUAUUCCUGUCUGUAUUCUGAAGGUUUUAACAGAGGGGUUUGUUCACAUAUCAAUUAUAGCUUGAUUUAUGUAACAUUUUAUUCCUAAAAAUUAGAUUUUUUUUUAUGGCUGUUGACAGUAUGUGAUUUGUGUAAUAAAAAGAUAUCCAAAAUCCCCUCUGUAAAAACCUUUGACUCUAAUAGGUUAACAAAAUGAAACGAACAUUUUGAACCUGGCUUUAUGUUUAAUUUCUGUUCUGGAAAUGUAUGCAAAUUAGCACAUAUUUAACUAGAUGUCUUAUUUGCAUAUUUCAACAUAACAUUUCAGAAAACGUAAUGUAAAAAAUAAUUUCAUGCUGGUAUCCGAUGCUUCAAAUAUUUAUUUUUAGUGUCUCCAGUGUCCACUUCACCCUCUGUAUGCUUCCAGUGUAGUCGGUCAGAGCACAGUUAAAGCUAUGGUGGGUAGUUACGGCCCCCCCAUGAGGAAUUCUAAGUAUUGACAACAACACUGUCUGCGCAUCCACGUGAUACAAGCCUUGCGUGAUUGUGCACCACCCCCACCACUCCUCCACACAGUUACUAGUAGCCAAGGAGGACACAGAGGAUUAAAAAAACAUGGACUCUUCAGAAGAGGUCAUUAUCUUCACUCGGUUUUCUGCGCGGGAAAGUCG